Westerdykella ornata is the source of this 988-nucleotide messenger RNA. RefSeq lists its product as uncharacterized. NCBI's taxonomy places the organism in Eukaryota, Fungi, Ascomycota, Dothideomycetes, Pleosporales, Sporormiaceae. The record is from RefSeq and is a predicted model, not a curated record. The transcript has a single exon. The coding region runs from base 184 to 726 and encodes 180 amino acids.
CUUCCUCCUCCCAACCCUCGACAUCUUCUCGUCUUCGACAACCACCAUCUUCCAAUCUUCAUUGAGCCUUCUUGGGUCCAUCCCUUUGGCUUGAGAAAUAUCUUCCAGGCUCCUCCUACAUCCUUCUCUUACAUUCACUUCACUUCCCUUGUACUACCACUUGUACAUCCUUGUACUGCUAGCAUGGCUUCGUAUAUUCUCUCCUCCAGCCCGGUCCAGCCUGGCAGCGCGGGCUAUGCUUCGUCGCCUCCUGGAACCGUCAGCCCGACGACGACAGUCACCCAGUACUCGCCGGUCGCUGUCCGCAAUGGUGGCAACAGCAACCAGACCAAGCUUGUCGAGUUCUUCAGCAAUGAGAUUCAUCCGGCCGACCCUCUCUUCAAGUCUAGGUAUCUCCGGGUGGAUGGCUUCAUCGAUCCUGAGCAAGCUUUGUCUGCCGUCGAACGGGCCAUCAAGGAUGUAAGUCUCCCUCCUCCCUUUCUCAUUCAUCAUCAUCAUUACCAUCAUCAUCUUGUUCUUGUCUCCCAGUCAUGUACUCUCCCAUAUGAUCCAUCCUUCUCCACCGCGGUCUUGAGUCUUCUUGUCUUGAUAUACUUCUUCGUCUCUGUUUCGAGCACAUCUGACAAGAUAUCAGUGCACCAGCGGCAUCUUCAAUCGUGCUGUCCCUCUUCAGGUCGAGAAACGCUCGCCUACAGGGUCUACCAUUCACGUCCUCAUUCGAUUUGACGACAUCAAUGAUUCUUCUGUCUCGCUGAAGUACCUGCGUGAUGUCGGCUUCCUUGCCUCGCAGAUCUCCCAGAGGGAGUUCCAUGUCGCCAAGUUUGGAAAUGACAGGUCCGCCAAUCCUCAUGAGGGGCAGGUCAAGUUGGUGAUUGCCACAAACAAUGACAUGAUGCUCGAGGAGUUCCCCAAAGUCAUUGAUCUCGCGCGUCGUUUCUGCGAGCAGUAUGGACCAACGCAUGCGAUCCAGCGUCUGACGAACCGAGAU